AAUGUAAUGAAAAUAAUAUAUUUCGAAAAAGAAGGUUAUAAAAUUGGAAAAGGAAAGUUACGAGGAAAGAACAGAACACUCGACACUGUUCACUUCUGGUUCAGCUCCGAAAACACAAAAAACCUGAGAUCUAUCGAUCUCAAGGUGUAGAGUGUCUUUCCACGAGCCCCUUCUUUUGAUCUCAUUCCAAAAUCAUACUACAUUUUUCUACAUAUCGUGUGGAGUGAGAGAAUUGAAAGAGGGAAAAAUGGGUGGAUCUUUGAUAAGCUCGAGGGCCUUCGAUUGGAAAACAGGGCAGAUGAUAAUGGUAGCCCUUUUAGUAAUGAUAGGUUCUUUUUAUAGUGGUACUCUUUUUGGCCGUAACCCAUCUCUCUACGCUCCUCAACAAGAAGAAUUCACUCUUGCUUCCAACACCACUUUAUCAGAAACAUCCUCUGGUGUUCUGAAGUUUACGAACAAGAUUGCUCUUUCAUAUCGGAUGGUACCCCUCACAAUCCCUGAAACUGGGAUAAAUGUAUGUCCUCUGAAAUUUAAUGAGUAUAUCCCCUGUCAUGACAUUUCUUAUGUUAAAGAAUUGAUGCCAAAAUUAGAUCUUUCAAGGAAAGAAGAGCUAGAGAGGCAUUGUCCUCCACUUGAAAGGCGCUUGUUUUGUUUGGUGCCACCUCCAGCUGACUAUAAGAUACCAAUAAGGUGGCCAACUAGCAGGGAUUAUGUAUGGCGGAGUAAUGUAAACCAUACACGUCUUGCGGAGGUAAAAGGAGGACAAAAUUGGGUACAUGAGAAGGAUCAGCUUUGGUGGUUUCCAGGUGGUGGAACUCAUUUUAAGCAUGGAGCUACAGAAUAUAUUGAGAGGUUAGGAAAUAUGACAACCAAUGAGACUGGUGACUUGCGUGCAGCAGGGGUAUAUCAGGUGCUUGAUGUUGGUUGUGGGGUUGCUAGUUUCUCUGCCUAUCUUCUUCCUCUAAAUAUAGAAACACUAUCUUUUGCUCCCAAAGAUGGUCAUGAGAAUCAGAUUCAAUUUGCUUUGGAACGAGGAAUCGGUGCUAUGAUAUCUGCUUUAGCUACGAAGCAGCUACCGUAUCCAAGUAACUCUUUUGACAUGGUCCAUUGUUCCAGAUGUCGAGUUGAUUGGCAUGAAAAUGAUGGUAUUUUACUCAAAGAAGUGAAUCGCAUAUUAAGAUCAAAUGGAUAUUUUGUCUAUUCAGCUCCUCCUGCCUAUAGAAAGGAUAAAGAUUUCCCAGAGAUAUGGGACAAAUUAGUAAAUCUAACUGCUGGAAUGUGCUGGAAGCUUAUUGCACAGAAAGUUCAGACAGCAAUAUGGGUUAAGCAAGAAGAUAAUUCAUGUCUUCAGCAUAACGCUCAGGAGCAGCUUGUAAACUUAUGUGAUUCUGAGGAUGAUUUGAAGCCAUCGUGGAAAACACCUCUGAGGAACUGUGUUACCCUUAGUGAUAGUUCGUCUUCUUUGAAGAAACUACCUCCUCGACCACAACGUCUUUCAGAAUAUACACAAAGUCUCAGUCGGAUAGGUAUUGAUCAUGAAAAGUUCUUAAAGGAUACAAUCUAUUGGCAAGAUCAAGUUCGCCAUUACUGGAGACUGAUGAAUGUUGAGGUGAAAGAAAUACAUAAUGUAAUGGACAUGAGUGCUUUCCUUGGUGGGUUUGCGGUUGGCUUAAAUACAUGGCCUGUUUGGAUAAUGAAUGUAGUUCCUGUAACCAUGAAUAACACCCUGUCUGCCGUUUAUGGAAGGGGUCUUACAGGCGUUUUUCAUGACUGGUGUGAGCCAUUCUCCACAUAUCCCCGCACUUAUGAUUUGUUGCAUGCCAAUCAUCUUCUAUCUCACUAUAAAGAUCGUGAAGAAGGUUGUAGAGUUGAAGAUAUCAUGCUGGAGAUGGACCGUAUUCUACGACCUCAGGGAUUUAUCAUUAUUAGAGAUAAAGAAUCUAUCAUAUCAAGGAUCCAAGCUCUUGCACCAAAGUUUCUCUGGGACGUCCAACUACAUUUUCUAGAAGACCAUCAGAAAAAGUCGGAGCCGGUCUUAUUUUGCAGGAAAAGGUUUUGGGCUGUUGCUUAAAGCAGUUUUGCCUGCGAUUGUUAGCUGAAAUGCCAAUGCUGAAUGUAUACCAUUAUAUUCGUGUCUAACUUAUUCAUAAGAUGGUAAAUCAGUUUGUCUCAUAGGUAAUGCUUUCUGUUUUAUCAGUUUGCAGGAAGCCAGAAUGUGGUUCUUAACUUGUAAUUGUUGUACACAUGAGAGAACAACUUCACUGUUGUAACAUAAAGAACUACGAUUUUGUCAUUUUAAACAAAUGAAGACUGAAAAAUCCCAGUUCAUUACA
Messenger RNA from Nicotiana tabacum (common tobacco), 2333 nucleotides. RefSeq names its product putative methyltransferase PMT7. Gene Ontology annotation, cellular component: trans-Golgi network; cytoplasm; endosome. Lineage: Eukaryota; Viridiplantae; Streptophyta; Magnoliopsida; Solanales; Solanaceae. The record is from RefSeq and is a predicted model, not a curated record. Gene Ontology annotation, molecular function: methyltransferase activity.